AUGCACUUAAAGUUAGAUGUGGAGAUUCAAAAGUUAGAGGCAGAAAAGCUACAAAAAAGGAAGAGUGAAGUUGAGGAAGAUUUGGAAAGCUUGAAAGUAGAUUAUAAGAAGCUGCGCUUAUCAAUGAGGACUGUUGGUUUAGGAAAGACUUCAGAACAAUGGCGCCAAGAGGUUCGAGAAGAAAGGGCUAAGGUAGAUCAAUGGGAAAAGAGGUUUAAAGCAAGCUUAGGUAAGAUCAAGGAGAUGAAAUGGAAAAUAGAAGAGUUAGAAAUGGCAUUACAAAGUUGUGAAAUGAGGAUUGAGUUUUUGGAGGCAAAUGAGGAACAAUGGAAGGGCCAGCUUCAUCACUCCCAAGACCAGGUUAGAAGCAAAGAUUACAUCACGGGCGAGGCUGUAAUGCAAAUUCGAGAAGUAGCUGAGUAUUUGCAAUCUUUAACGGUACAAGCAGACGUAUUAAGCAUGAAGUACGAGUUAGAGUCAGAUAGGGGACAAGAACUAGCUUCAUUGCUUAGGAAAAUUAAAGCCCUGAGUGUUAGGGAGAAGUCGUAUUUGUAA
This is a messenger RNA of Gossypium arboreum, 555 nucleotides long. RefSeq lists its product as uncharacterized. The record is from RefSeq and is a predicted model, not a curated record. NCBI's taxonomy places the organism in Eukaryota, Viridiplantae, Streptophyta, Magnoliopsida, Malvales, Malvaceae. The transcript has 2 exons. Bases 1 to 555 code for a protein of 184 amino acids.